Messenger RNA from Pieris brassicae (large cabbage white), 1216 nucleotides. RefSeq lists its product as uncharacterized. The transcript has 2 exons. The coding region runs from base 16 to 1113 and encodes 365 amino acids. NCBI's taxonomy places the organism in Eukaryota, Metazoa, Arthropoda, Insecta, Lepidoptera, Pieridae. The record is from RefSeq and is a predicted model, not a curated record.
CCGUAUUAUAAACAAAUGAUUAGACUUAAGCAACUACAAUUUAUUUAUUAUGUUUGCUUUAUAAUUGCCAUUUCAUCAGUGAUCGUGGAAACUACGAUGGCAAUAAAAAUAUUCACGGCUUUGUUGUUGGUAGGCCUCAUUUCAGGCGCUCCUACCUCUGUAGAUAACGAUGAGAAAAUAACAAUCGAUAAAGACUACUAUCCACGGGACUUCGUUAAAUACGAAGGAAGCCAUGAUAUUAUAAGCAUAGUUGUACCCUUAAAUUCACUUAAUUUUGACGAAAACGAAUCUGGCGAAUCCAAUUCUAAUGAAGAUGAAAGUAACAUUACAGUAUUUUUCGUUGAAGCAGAUAUUGAUGAAGAUGGAAAACCCACGUAUCAGGGUUUGUUUACCUUAAAAGAUGGAAAUGUCAAGAAGAUUUUAGAAAAUGGAAGAGAUGCAGCUUCCUCUGGCGACAGUAGCAGAACUGUAUACUUAGCAGCUAGUGAUGGUCUCUACACAUACAAAGAGGAUGAGCAAAUAGCUGUAAAAUAUGGUUCUUUAACUGACAGCAUCAUUGGCAUUGCUCACAUAGCCGAGGGUAAUACUUUAUACAUUUUAACUGAUGAUCAUACAGUUUACGAAGUCCAAAAUAAUGGUAAUGAUAAAAGUAAACUUGAAGAUAUACUUGAUGCGCAACAGAUAAUAUUGGAUUACGCAAAUAAUCUUUACUUCUAUACUUCGGAUAAGAAGGUUUAUGUAAAGACAACAGAAGGCAUAAAAGAGAUAGUAGGUUUGCCAGAAAAUUCUACAAAAAUCACUCUUAUUAAACCACCAUUUAUUCUAGAAGAUAGCAUUCCUGUUUUGGUUGAUAAUGUUGCUUACAUUGUUUACUCAAACGGUACCAGUGAAAAUUCUGACUUUGAUUUCAAAGUUGAUGCUAUCCCAUCAGCUUUUGGCAUGGAAGCUGCUUUAAUUCAAUACUAUGCUUAUGAUAAGAAAAUAUACGAAUACAAUGUUUUAGUUUUAGUCCUGGGCGAGAUUUUAGAUGAAUUGAAAAACUUUUUAAGCAAUAAAACUAGCGACAUACAGAGUUUAGCUGCAAACAGAAGAGCAAGUCUGCGAAGUAAGUGAAUAGGAUAUAUGAUCUAGUGCUGUGCUGUGCUGUGCUAGUGUUUUACCUUUAAAUCUUCAAGAAACAGCAAGAUUAUAUAAAUAACUGAGUAAAUUACUAAAA